Cucumis melo (muskmelon) is the source of this 1084-nucleotide messenger RNA. Its product is annotated as GATA transcription factor 18-like. Lineage: Eukaryota; Viridiplantae; Streptophyta; Magnoliopsida; Cucurbitales; Cucurbitaceae. Gene Ontology annotation, biological process: regulation of DNA-templated transcription; flower development. Gene Ontology annotation, molecular function: DNA-binding transcription factor activity; zinc ion binding; sequence-specific DNA binding. The record is from RefSeq and is a predicted model, not a curated record. Bases 47 to 814 code for a protein of 255 amino acids. The transcript is spliced from 2 exons.
CUCUCUUCUAUUCCCCCCCUCAUAAACCUCAAUUUUAUUCAAAAUCAUGAUGCACCAUUACGGCGGCGGAGGAGGAGGUGGCGGCGGCGGCGCCUCUUCUUUUUCCCUCUUCUUAUCUGUCCCAAACCACGGCGCCGCCGAUAUGUAUUCUUCUUCCACUAAUUACGCCUCUUCCUCUUCCUCUUCCUCUCCUUCUUCUGUUGAUUGUACGCUCUCUCUCGGUACUCCUUCCACGCGCUCCUCGGAAUUUGACAGUGACAAACGCGCCGCUGCACGUAAUCCCCACCGCCGUUCCGCUGGUUCUUACGUCUCUAAUUUCUGCUGGGAUUUGUUGCAUCCUAAGCACAAGACUUCUGGCCGUGGUGCUGGCGGCGCUGCUUCUAAUAAUAAUAUAACUGCCGCCGUGAGUAACGGUGGCGAUCCGCUUCUUGCUCGGCGUUGCGCUAACUGUGAUACAACUUCCACUCCUCUCUGGCGAAAUGGGCCCAGAGGCCCAAAGUCGCUCUGUAAUGCUUGUGGGAUUCGAUUCAAAAAGGAAGAGCGGAGAGCGGCGGCGGCGACGGUGAACAGCUCGACGGCAGAAUCAAACCACCACCACCACCACCAUCACUCAAUGUUCAACGGAAGUUAUACAAAUUCAAGUACGUGGGUUCCACAGCAGUUGCCGGCGACAACUCAGAAACAUCCUUGCCUGUCGGCAGCCAUUGGAAACGACGACGUUGGACCGGAAAAUGGGAUUUCGUUUCUGUCUUGGCGGCUUAACGUUGCUAAUACCGAUCACCGGCCCACCCUCGUCCAUGAUUUCACAAGAUGAGUCAACAGAAAAAUAAAAAAAAGUACAAAUUAGAAAAUUAGAAAAAAAAAAAUCAAUUGAGCAGGUUUUUAUAUAUUUUUUAUAUAAAAAAAAUUUAUAGUACGAAUUUCUACUGCGAAGAUUAAAAAGCUGAGUCCUUUUUCUCCAUCAUUUGAUGGGAUGGAGUGGAAUUAAGCUGAGGAUAAUCAAUUAAUUAUAUUUUAACUUUAGCUAAAAUAUUUUUGUUUUUUUAGUUACAUUAAAAUUUUGACAUGAAGAUUAUAUCUACCA